Messenger RNA from Gastrolobium bilobum, 1865 nucleotides. RefSeq names its product S-adenosyl-L-methionine-dependent uroporphyrinogen III methyltransferase, chloroplastic. Lineage: Eukaryota; Viridiplantae; Streptophyta; Magnoliopsida; Fabales; Fabaceae. The transcript has 5 exons. The record is from RefSeq and is a predicted model, not a curated record. Bases 183 to 1295 code for a protein of 370 amino acids. Gene Ontology annotation, biological process: siroheme biosynthetic process. Gene Ontology annotation, molecular function: uroporphyrin-III C-methyltransferase activity.
CGAAGAACAAUCCUGUCUUCUCAACCUCCCCAAAGUCCAUUGCAAUUUGCAUAUUACAUUACCACUCCAAUUCAAACACUGCCACUCUUAGAGUUUUAACUUCUAAGGCCUCUCUCUCUCUCUCUCUCUCUCUCUCUCUCUCUCUCUCUGUAUUUGCGUGUGGUUAUUUGGCAAACACCCACAUGGCUGUUCUUCACAAGGUUGCAUCUUUUUCCUCUCUACACUCACCCUUUAGCAGAAACUACAAUUUUCUUAACCGCCGCCACCCAAUUUCUUCAUUGAACUGCAGCUCUUCAUCUGCUUCACCCUUCACAGAGAAGCAUUCCGUAGAGCGGUACCAAAGGGACAAAUGGCUGUACGAGAAUCGGCUGGGGCAAACGAUGUCGUGUCCACCUCCUUCUGAUUCAGGAGCUAUAAGGGAGGAUGACAUAACUCUGCAACUGCCAGAGCUAAAGAAGCUGCUUCAGGUGCUGAGGGAAAAGAGAGAGAGUGAAGGGAAGUGCAAGGAAGAGAAGUGUGCGCCGGGGAAUGUGUUCUUGGUUGGAACAGGGCCUGGGGAUCCUGAGCUAUUGACUCUGAAGGCUGUGAGAGUGAUGAAGAGUGCUGAUUUGUUGUUAUAUGAUAGGUUGGUGUCCAAUGAUGUGUUGGAUUUGGUUGGCCCUGAUGCUAAACUUCUCUAUGUUGGAAAAACUGCUGGAUACCACAGCAGAACCCAGGAGGAAAUACAUGAGCUUCUUCUGAGUUUUGCAGAAGCUGGCGCGACUGUUGUGAGACUUAAAGGGGGUGAUCCAUUGGUGUUUGGGAGGGGCGGGGAGGAAAUGGAUUUUUUACAACAGCAAGGUAUCCAAGUGAAAGUUGUUCCAGGUAUAACUGCAGCAUCUGGAAUAGCAGCAGAGCUGGGGAUUCCAUUAACUCACCGUGGUAUUGCAAAUAGUGUGAGAUUCCUCACAGGGCACUCAAGGAAAGGAGGAACUGAUCCUCUCUUUGUAGGAGAAAAUGCUGCUGAUCCUGAUUCUACCUUGGUAGUUUAUAUGGGUUUGUCAACCCUCCCUUCUCUUGCACAGAAACUGAUGCAUCACGGUUUGUCCCCUCAGAUCCCAACUGCAGCCAUUGAGCGAGGAACCACACUUCAGCAGCGCACGGUGUUUGCAGAACUAAAGGACCUUUCUGAGAAAAUUACAUCUGCUGGGUUGGUGUCACCAACACUGAUUAUAAUAGGAAAAGUUGUUGAACUAUCGCCAUUUUGGCCAAUUUCUACAAAAGAAGAAUCUUUUUUAUGCAUGCAUGAUGGAUGAUGUUGAGAAAUAUUACUGUGAAGCUUGUACAGAAUGAGGGGUAAUGGUCCAAGUAAUUUGGAUGUAUAUUCACAAGGGGUGGGAAAGCAAUAAAGCUAUCUGAUAUUUAUGGAAAUGCAGAGCUUGUGCCCUGGGUUUGGGGUAUCUAUUGGAGUGGUUGGACUUGUGCUGAAGUGUUUCAGAACCAAUUUUUAUUUUGCAUGUUCCAGAUGGGGGAUAAAACAAAGUAACACACAGAUUUUACUCUCAUUUUUUUAUAGAGAAGCAAAGUAAUACGCAGGUUUCUAUGGCUGCAGUUAUCGGGAUAGAGUUACUUAUUCCUUGGUCAUUGGGUGAAAAAUUGUGCCAUGAGCUAUUUAGCAUCAUUCUUUCAUGGAGAAACACGGAGAUAAGUUUCAAGAUGUGAUUUUGUUCGUUCAAUUUGUUGGGGUCAUUCCAUCUAUUACCAUUUUUGUGUUCUUGUCACUUGCUAGUUAAGCAUGUUGCCUACAUCAUGUAAACUUGCAGGCUGUUAUGAGAACUCUGUUCUUGUUUGCAUGUGAUUAGUGCUAUGCUCUCAGUGUAGUUAUG